Phaedon cochleariae (mustard beetle) is the source of this 1775-nucleotide messenger RNA. The record is from the annotation of a GenBank genome assembly. Lineage: Eukaryota; Metazoa; Arthropoda; Insecta; Coleoptera; Chrysomelidae.
AGUUAUCAAGAAACUGGAAUCUCGUUCGUAUCAAGCAUCGAUAAAGUGUUGGUUGUUGGUCGGACCAUUAUUUCUAAAUACUAAAUACACAUUCGUAUUCCUUAAUUAACGACGAUGCCCACGUUUUCCCUCAAUAAACAUUUGUUGUUUUGUGUGAGGAAAAAUGUGGAGAAUGUUUUUAAAACUCAACUGAAAUACAGCACAGCAACACACACAUUGAAAGUCAUUGACAGAAUAAAAGAGAAGAGAGCAGAGGCUUUGCUUGGAGGUGGACAGAAAAGGAUAGAUACACAACACAAGAAGGGCAAAUUGACUGCAAGGGAAAGGAUCACACUCUUUUGUGACCAUGACAGUUUUGUGGAAUAUGAUAUGUUCGUUGAACAUUCUUGUACAGAUUUUGGUAUGGAAAAGCAGAAGUUUCCAGGUGAUUCGGUUAUAACCGGCCAUGGUUUGGUAAACGGCAGACCCGUGUACGUUUUCAGCCAAGAUUUCACUGUUUUUGGCGGCAGCUUGUCCAGCGCCCACGCCACCAAAAUAUGCAAAAUCAUGGACCAAGCGAUAUUAGUAGGAGCACCAGUAGUGGGACUCAACGAUUCUGGUGGCGCUAGGAUACAAGAAGGGGUAGCGUCUUUGGCUGGGUAUGCGGAUAUCUUCCAAAGAAAUGUAUUAGCCUCAGGAGUCGUACCCCAGAUUUCUCUUAUAAUGGGACCUUGUGCUGGUGGAGCAGUGUAUUCACCUGCCAUAACUGACUUCACGUUUAUGGUUGAAGAUACAUCAUAUCUUUUCAUCACUGGUCCAGAAGUUGUCAAGUCUAUCACUAAUGAGGACGUCAGCCAACAAGAACUUGGUGGAGCAAAAACUCAUACGUCGAUUUCAGGCGUUGCCCAUAAGUCAUUCGAAAAUGAUGUAGACGCGUUAUUACAGCUUAGAAACUUCAUGGGAUUCCUUCCACAGUCCAAUAAAUUUCCAGCUCCAAUCAGAGAAUGUGAUGACCCAUGUAAUUUAGAUGUACCGUAUUUAGACACUAUAAUCCCACCAUCCUCAACCACCCCAUAUGACAUGUUAGACGUUGUAUUGAGUUUGGUUGAUGAGAGAGAUUUCUUUGAGAUAAUGCCAAAAUAUGCCAAAAAUAUCAUUGUGGGCUUUGGAAGGAUGAAUGGAAGAACCGUGGGGAUCGUUGGUAACCAACCAAAAGUAGCAGCGGGUUGUUUGGACAUAAAUGCUUCUGUGAAGGCAGCUAGGUUCGUUCGAUUUUGUGACGCUUUCAACCUUCCCCUUAUAACUUUGGUAGAUGUUCCAGGAUUCUUGCCUGGUGUAACCCAGGAACAUAAUGGAAUCAUUCGACACGGUGCUAAGCUGUUAUAUGCUUAUGCCGAGGCCACUGUUCCAAAACUGACUGUAAUAACAAGAAAAGGCUAUGGAGGAGCUUAUGAUGUCAUGUCUUCUAAACAUUUGAGAGGCGACAUCAACUAUUGUUGGCCCACUGCAGAAGUAGCUGUCAUGGGUGCCAAAGGUGCUGUCACAAUUUUAUAUAAAGGCAAACCAGAUAUACAGGAGAGAGAAGCUGAAUAUAUCGACAAAUUCGGAAGUCCCUUUCCAGCAGCGCAGAGAGGAUUCAUUGAUGAUAUAAUUGAACCAAGAACGACAAGGUGGAGAUUGUGUAGGGAUCUGGAUUUAUUGGAAACAAAAAAAUUGGAGAAUCCCUCUAAGAAACAUGGAAAUAUUCCUUUGUAAGAUGAAUAAGUUAUGGCUUCGUUUCGAAAUACAUAAUUUCC